GACACACAUGUACAAUUCGCUGAUCGAGCUUUUUGUAUAUGUGUGCAUCCACAUUGUUUCCCCGACGCUUUUUAGAUUUAUUAGAAUUUAAAGUCAGUAGUGCAUAACGGCUAGCAUAAAUAACACUUAUGUAUUGUGAAGAGUAAUAAAGCAGUUGAAGGAAAGGUUUUAUUAUUUGGGGCAACCUACGGGGGCAAAGGCACUACUCAACAUUGGUGACCCCCGACAAAGAACAACAAGAAAUUAUAACAAUAAAAUUAUUUUGAAGACAAUUAAUUGGAAGAAUUCAAGAUUUAAAAAUGACGAUGCCUACAUCGAACCUUGGAGUGAUGCCGUCGGCAGAAGCUUUCGCCAUUACAGUUUCGUCUCGGAUACCAGAUUUUUGGGUGGACCAGCCGCGUGUGUGGUUUUAUCGGGUGGAAGCAAUUUUGGCCCCGCAGAAAUUAAGUGACGAAAGCAAAUUCGACUUAGUCAUAUCUAAGUUACCGAAAGACGUAAUAGUACAAAUCACAGAUUUUUUAGAAAAACCCCCGGACACAGACAAAUUGCAAAAAUUAAAAAAUAAACUCUUAACGUUAUUCGAAGAUUCCAAAAACCGACAAAUAGAAAAACUUAUUGGAGAGAUGGAGUUGGGGGACCAGAAACCCUCCCAACUAUUGAACCGGAUGCGUGACCUGGCCAGAGACAAAAUACCAGACGAUACACUUCGAGUUUUGUGGCAAGGUCAUCUGCCACCUACAAUUAAGGCCGUCCUAGUGGUCGCUGAAACGAAAGACCUUAACAGCCUAGCAGUGAUCGCCGAUAACGUCGCAGAAGCCACACGUUCCAAUCAGGUGGCGGAGGUGAGACACGGGAGUUCCAGCCACGAAGGCGUCGAGGUAGCCACCCUUGCAGCGGAAUUGGCGAAAAUCAACGUGCGUCUUUCAAACAUCGAGCGCUCACGAUCACGAGCGGUACACCGGCGACCCAGAACACCGUCACGCAAUUUUCGAGAGUCUUCAAGGUCAUCUUCGAAGCGACGUCGUCCCGGCGCACCUGACUGGUUGUGCAGCUACCACUUCAGGUUCCGGCAGCGCGCUCACAAGUGCAUCCCGCCGUGCGCGUGGAAGAGAAGCCCCAGCCCCAGCGCAGCAGCCGCCCAGCCGGAAAACUAGCGAGGCAGGUGCAGACUACGGCGGAGGUCUGUACCAUCACGCCGUGCAGCCGUCUCAUGGUAACAGAUUUAAAUACUAACUUAAAAUUUUUAGUAGAUACCGGUGCCAAUGUCUCCGUUUUAC
Molecule: messenger RNA, 1277 nt
Organism: Colias croceus (clouded yellow)
Lineage: Eukaryota; Metazoa; Arthropoda; Insecta; Lepidoptera; Pieridae
Exons: 1
Coding region: 300-1154 (284 amino acids)
Source: RefSeq, a predicted model, not a curated record